UACCUUACCAGACUUUUCUGGUAACCCAUUUUUACUCUGAUUUUUUCUCUCUUCUUCUUUACUUCUUCCAUGUGUGUUCACUUUUUGUCUGUUUCUUCCCUAGACAAUCUCCUUUCAUACUCCCUCUUCAUUUUUCCAACUUUGCUCCCUUUUCUUCUGUUACCACUUGCCGUGUCUCAGGCUUCAUCCUUCACUGGAGAUUUUUUUGAGCCAGUGGAAAAGAUAGUAAGCAUUUCGUCGGAAUUCGCAGGAAAACGUAGCAUGCCCUUUCUGUUCUGGAUGCACUAAGUCUGGAUGCUGUCGGGAUAUUAACCCAGUGUUGGAACAGAGGAUCGAAGCUACAGUCUUCAAACCGGUUGCAGUUUCCCCUCUGAAGAUGCCCCCUCUUCUCCAGCUCUUCCUCUUCUCGAUCUUCCCCAUGCUCCCCCAUUCUGCAUCACCACCAUUUUCAGCGCAACAGCAGCCGCAACCUAUCCCCGAUCCUUGCUAUGAUGAGAACAGCCUUCCCCGUCGCUGUGUACCUGAGUUUGUCAACGCGGCUUUUGGCAAAGAGGUGCAAGCUUCAAGCGUCUGUGGACGUCCGGCUACACGUCAAUGUGAUGCCUCAGACCCAAAACGCGCCCACCCAGCCUCUUACCUGACGGACCUCAAUACAGCGGGAAAUAUGACCUGCUGGAGAUCAGAAACCUUUCCCCGGCAUUCACAGCAGAACGUCAGUCUCACGCUUUCACUGGGGAAAAAGUUUGAGGUGACCUAUGUCAGCCUCCAAUUCUGCUCUCCUCGGCCAGAGUCUGUGGCCAUUUUCAAAUCCAUGGAUUACGGGAAGAAUUGGGUCCCAUACCAGUUCUACUCAUCCCAGUGUCGUCGGUUGUACGGAAAACCUAGCCGUGCCAGUGUCACUAAACAAAACGAGCAAGAGGCACUCUGCACAGACGGACACACAGACCUCCAUCCUCUCACUGGUGGUCUCAUAGCCUUCAGUACCCUGGAUGGACGGCCAUCUGCCCAGGACUUUGACGGUAGCCCAGUGCUCCAGGACUGGGUGACGGCUACAGAUAUCCGUGUGGUCUUCAGUUUUCCCCAUCUGCAGGGGUACAAGGACUCAGAACUGAGCAAAGACGGUCCAGGUUUCUACUAUUCCGUGGGAGAAUUCCAAGUUGGUGGUAGAUGCAAGUGCAAUGGGCAUGCAUCCCGCUGCAGCAAAGACAAAGAGGGCCGGCUUGUAUGCGAUUGCAAGCACAAUACCGAGGGACCAGAGUGUGAUCGGUGUAAGCCCUUCCAUUAUGAUCGACCAUGGCAAAGGGCCAAUGCCCGGGAGUCCAAUGAAUGCUUGGCUUGCACCUGUAACCUGCAUGCCCGCCGUUGUCGUUUUAAUAUGGAACUCUACAAGUUAUCGGGAAGGAAGAGCGGCGGGGUAUGUCUCAACUGCCGGCACAACACAGCAGGGAGGCACUGCCACUACUGCAAGGAGGGAUUCUACAGGGACGUCAGCCGCCCCAUCACCGACCGCAGGGCCUGCAAAGCCUGUGACUGCCAUCCGGUGGGAGCAGCAGGUAAGACCUGCAAUCAGACCACAGGGCAGUGCCCUUGCAAAGAUGGCGUGACUGGCCUAACUUGCAACCGCUGUGCCAAAGGAUAUCAGCAGAGCCGAUCACCCAUCGCACCCUGUAUUAAAAUCCCAGCUGUGGUCCCUACGCCCGCUCUCACCAGUACAGAAGAGCCAGCAGAUUGUGAGCAAUAUUGCAAACCUCCAAAAGGAAACUACAAGAUCAACUUGAAGAAAUACUGCAAAAAAGACUUUGUGGUCCAAGUGAACGUGUUAGAGAUGGAGAUGGUUGGAUCAUGGGCAAAGUUUACUAUCAACAUCCUCUCUGUCUACAAGUGCCGGGACGAUAGAGUAAAACGUGGGGACAACGUCUUGUGGAUCCACAUCAAAGAUUUGUCCUGCAAGUGCCCUAAGAUCCUCCUGAGCCGUAGAUAUCUGGUGAUGGGCACCAGCGAAGGCCCUGGAGAAAGACCAGGUCUGACAGCAGAUAAAAACAGCAUGGUCAUCCUUUGGAGGGAUGCAUGGACCAGACGCCUUCGGAAAUUGCAACGCAGAGAGAAGAAAGGAAAAUGCCUGAAACCAUGAGGGACAUCCUAGAAGAAGGACUUUGACACUCUGUAAAUUUAUAUAUGACCUUUAAUGCUUGGGACUAUGGACAUCUUUGGAUUUUAGCCAAAUAAGAGGCUCUAAUGGUUCAACCCAGACGAGAUCCAUUUGUGGAAGGAGACUUCUACUUCAAGACCCUUUGCUGAGGCUCACAUGCAAGCUAUGGCCGUAUUAUUAACAAUUUGUCUGUACAGUAGGUCUAACCUUCUCAUUCUCACACACUGGGAGACAAAGUCACUCAUAAUAUACCCGCUGACUAAUUAUAACCCAAAGGAAUCAUAGAUCUAUAGAGCAUAGUUCUAAUGUUAUGCCCCAAUUCCCUGGAUUAGCAGCUGCCAUCAUCCGGUGUACAAAAAAAAUCGAUUUCAGACCUCUAUGGAUUGUUCUGAUAUGGUGACCUGGCGUCACAAGACAGGAGUAUAGUCAUUUUACAUACAAAGGUCAGGAGUCUAUGAGAUGCUGAUGCCCAGAGCCCUUUUUGACCCAAUUGUAUUUCUGAUGAAAUACUUACUGCGAAAACUAAAGGACCAUGAGAAUACCUGAAAUUUCAGGGGCAUUUCUUAAGAUAAAAUACACCUCUUCUUCUAUUGAUAUGCGUUUUUAUCGACCAGAGAUGGACUACAAAGCUUUACGGAACCCUCGGUCGGUAUAAAUUGUAUAGGAGAACCGGUUUGUGAUAUGGCUGGAGUUUCAGUAACACAUUACGGACUCUCGUUUCUGACAUGGAACAUGCUUUCUGUUCUUUCAGUCUGCUCUUCAUUCAUUGACUUUAAAUUAGAAUUAUCGCUUGACCUGGAGUACAGACUCUAGGAUCUUUUAUUAUACACACAUAACAUUUUUAUGUAGCUAUGAAGACCUGCAGAGCCACACAUAGUGUCUCUGCCAAAGAACAGAGAACGUAUUUCCGGGUAAAUUCUUCCUGGCCGAGCAUCAUGCAGAACAAAAGACUGGAUCUAUGCGUGUAUGUAAAAAAUAUUAAUGUUUGUUAAACAAUGUAACAUAAGAGUUGCUAUGUUGUGUUCUGGCUAAAACCUGUUAAUGUAGCCUUUGUACAUAGGUAUGUUGUAUGUUCCCUGUGUAACAUAUGUAUACAGAUUACUUUGCUCAGUUAA
Molecule: messenger RNA, 3264 nt
Organism: Spea bombifrons (plains spadefoot toad)
Lineage: Eukaryota; Metazoa; Chordata; Amphibia; Anura; Pelobatidae
Gene: NTN3
Product: netrin 3
Exons: 7
Coding region: 377-2131 (584 amino acids)
Molecular function (GO): protein binding
Source: RefSeq, a predicted model, not a curated record